UUUUGUUGUGAUUUGUCCAAAAUCUCUCUCUCUCUAUUCUAUCUUAUUAACUUUCAGUCCCUUCUUUUUCUCCUAUAUAUUAUAAGGGUUUGUCUAAACAGUCAUCUACUUCCCCAUAACCAUUUUUCAAAAUGACUGAUCCUUACUCCAUCAACAAUAAUAAUGGCUCUUUUGGUAAUUUAUACCCUCUUCACCACUACUUUUCUUCUUCUUCUUCUUCUUCUUCAAAUUCUUACUCUCCUUAUCAUGAUCAUCUCUUCUCUCUUUCUUACUCCAAUGAUAAUAAUAAUAACAAUAACAAUACUACCCUAGAAAACAACAUGACAUCUCCCUUAUUUUCUCCUCAUCAUUCUUCUUCCUCUCCCCAAGUUCUUCUUCCCCUUUUAAGCUUAAGCCCUGCAAGAGUAGUACAAGAUCAUGACAGUGAAGAUUUGAUGAAGAACUUGUGCAAGCUUCCAGCUGCUGCUAAUUGUGAAGAUGAUCAUGUUGAUCAUGAUGUUUACAAUGAUGAUCAAAAUGUUACUGUUGCUUUGCAUUUAGGGCUUCCAACUCCUUCUUCUUCUUCUUCUAAUUCUGAUUUGAUUUUGAGACUUUCUUCAACUGAGAUAUCAGAUCAAGAAGAUCAUCAUCAAUUACAAGAACUUCCUAAUAAUUAUUCCUCGUUAUCUAAUAAUUCUAUUAUUACUACUACUACUACUGGACUUAAUAAGGGUCAAUAUUGGAUUCCAACUCCUGCUCAGAUUCUUAUUGGUCCAACUCAGUUCUCUUGCCCUCUUUGCUUUAAAACCUUCAACAGAUACAACAACAUGCAGAUGCAUAUGUGGGGGCAUGGGAGUCAAUAUAGAAAAGGGCCACAAUCACUAAGAGGAACACAACCAACAGCAAUGCUGAGGCUGCCAUGUUAUUGCUGUGCAGCUGGGUGCAGAAACAACAUAGACCAUCCAAGAUCAAAGCCAUUAAAAGACUUCAGAACUCUUCAAACACAUUACAAAAGAAAGCAUGGAAUGAAGCCAUUUACAUGUAGAAAAUGUGGGAAAGCUUUUGCUGUAAGAGGAGAUUGGAGAACUCAUGAGAAGAAUUGUGGGAAGCUUUGGCAUUGCACUUGUGGCUCUGAUUUUAAGCAUAAAAGAUCUCUUAAAGAUCAUAUCAAAGCCUUUGGACAUGGCCAUGCAGCUUAUGGGAUUGAUGAUCACUCUUUUGAUGAAGAUGAUGAGCCAGCUUCUGAGAUUGAAACAUGAUUAUCAUAUAUAUAUUAUUAUUAAUAAUAAUUACGGACCAUUUUAUUGAUAUAUUAUCCCAAAUGUUUUUGGAUUAAUUUUUGCUUCCAUAAUUCUGAUCAUCAUUAAUUGUAGCUUUUUGUA
This is a messenger RNA of Benincasa hispida (wax gourd), 1361 nucleotides long. Its product is annotated as zinc finger protein WIP2-like. Gene Ontology annotation, biological process: regulation of gene expression; anatomical structure development. The record is from RefSeq and is a predicted model, not a curated record. Gene Ontology annotation, molecular function: DNA-binding transcription factor activity. Lineage: Eukaryota; Viridiplantae; Streptophyta; Magnoliopsida; Cucurbitales; Cucurbitaceae. Gene Ontology annotation, cellular component: nucleus.